CGCUCAAUAACUUCAAGCAAAGGAUCUACUCUCUCUUUACAAAACAAUCAUCAACUAGGAAAUCAGGCUUUUCCUUAUAUAACACUUCCCAUCCCCUUCCGUUCCCUACCAAUUCCCCCAAACAGCUUGAAGAUUACACGAGGAAGAAGAUGAGGUCUGUUAUACUAACCAUCUUACUGCCCCUGCUAAUUCUAGUAACAGCAGAACCAGAGGGGGCAUAUCCAGAGAAGGAAUGGUGCAUAGCUGAUGAACAGACACCAAAUGAUGUUUUACAGCAAGCACUUGAUUGGGCUUGUGGUUUCGGGGGCGCUGACUGCAACUUGAUCCAACCCAACAAACCCUGCUACCUUCCUAAUACUGUAAGGGACCAUGCAUCCUAUGCCUUCAAUAGCUAUUGGCAGAAAUUCAAAAACAAAGGAGCUUCUUGCUACUUCAAUUCUGCAGCAAUGGUCACUGAUCUAGACCCAAGCCAUGGCCCAUGCCGGUUUGAGACACUUUCCUGAUGCAGAUAACAGCAACAUGCUGUGAAAUAUCUUUGUUAAUUUGUCCAGACGUAUUUGUUCAGCCAUAAGAAGUUCAAUUUAUCUUCCAGUUUAAAUCUUUGUCCAAGGAAGAGCAUAAACAGGAGGAUCUGCAGAUUUUUCUUUCCUACGUUAGAGUUUGGAUGUACGUCCUGUGUAUUCUUAUCCUGAAAUUAGAUGGUUUGAGCCCUUU
Asparagus officinalis (garden asparagus) is the source of this 714-nucleotide messenger RNA. RefSeq names its product glucan endo-1,3-beta-glucosidase 12-like. The record is from RefSeq and is a predicted model, not a curated record. Lineage: Eukaryota; Viridiplantae; Streptophyta; Magnoliopsida; Asparagales; Asparagaceae. The transcript is spliced from 3 exons. Bases 150 to 503 code for a protein of 117 amino acids.